UGUUCGGACAACAGCUUGCAUAUUUCAGUACCAUUCAGGAAGGCUCAAGCGAAUGAAAAAUAUCUGCAGUAUUUGACUUGCUGCAUACGUACGUCUCAAGAAUCGCCUUUUCUUAGAUCAUCGAAAGAUAAAAGGUACUAUUUGCAGAAGAAAUUUUCUGUUCUGUGGUGAUUGGAUGGGAGGGAUCUUUAACCUUGGACACGGAAGAUGUUGUUACUAUGGAAACUGCUAAUACUGUUGUCAUUCAAGGACUGCCUUGCAGAGAGACAUGCAUUACACGGACCAGUGUUCACACAAGAGCCAAGUGACAUUACAUUUCCUUUUGAUUCUGAGAACAGGAAGGUGUUUAUUAAUUGCAAAGCACAGGGAAACCCACCACCAGAAUACAGGUGGAAGCUAAAUGGAAUAGACAUUGACCUUGGUAUGGAUUACCACUAUAGUUUGGUGGAAGGUAACCUAUUGAUCAAUAACCCUGACAAAAACCGACAUGGUGGAACUUACCAGUGUUUUGCAACCAAUUCAUUUGGAACCAUUGUGAGCAGAGAAGCAAACGUUCAGUUUGCAUAUCUUGAAAACUUCAACAGUAAAUUAAGAAAUGCAGUGCCAGUUCGAGAGGGACAGGCUGUUGUACUGCUGUGUGGACCACCUCCACAUUCAGGAGAACUAACAUAUUCAUGGAUUUUCAAUGAGCAUCCAAACUUUGUGCAGCAGGACAAUCGGCGAUUUGUGUCACAAAAGACAGGAAAUUUAUACAUAGCAAAAGUGGAAGCAUCAGACGUAGGCAAUUACACCUGCGUAGUCAGGAAUGUUGUAACCAACGCCAUUGCUUUGAGUUCUCCAACUCCUGUAGUACUACGGAGGGAUGCUGUGAUGGGAGAAUAUGAGCCCAAAAUAGAAGUUCAAUUUUCAGACUUAGUUUCUGUUGCUAAAGGCUCAUCAGUAAAGCUGGAAUGCUUCGCCUUGGGAAACCCUGUCCCUGUAAUAACAUGGAGAAGAGCAGAUGGCGCCCCUUUCCCAGGCAAAGUCAAAAUGAAUAGUUCCAGUGGGGUCCUUGAAAUUCCAUACUUCCAGCAAGAGGAUGCAGGUGCAUAUGAAUGUAUUGCUGAAAACUCAAGAGGGAGGAAUACUGCAAGAGGAAGGCUGACCUUCUAUGAUUUUGAACACCUGCAAUGGGUCCAGACACUGAAAGAUUCCUAUAUGGCUAUUGAAGACACUCUUUUCUGGGAGUGUAAAGCUAGUGGGAAGCCAAACCCUGUGUACAGGUGGUUGAAGAAUGGAGACCCACUGGACAGAAUUCAAGGAGAAAAUAAUUGGUUAACAAUUACAAGACUCAAUUUAACUGAUUCAGGAAUGUAUCAGUGCUUAGCAGAAAACAAUCAUGGGACCAUAUAUUGCAGUGCAGAGCUUAAAGUUAUAGCUUCUCCACCAGAUUUUUCCAAAAGUCCAGUGAAAAAAACAACACUUAUCCCUGCAGGUGGGGAAGUUAUUAUUGAGUGCAGGCCCAAAGCCUCCCCGAGGGCAACGUUCUCUUGGAAGAAGGGCAGUGAGGUUCUCAAGGAAAACAAAAGGAUAACAUUUCUUGAGGAUGGGAGCCUUCGAAUCAGCAAUAUAACCAAAUUAGAUGGCGGAAGGUAUACAUGUGUAGCGACAAAUGCAUUUGGCAAGUCAAGCAGCACAGGAAGCUUGGUGGUAAAAGACCCAACAAAGAUUAUUUUGCCACCUUUAAGCAUAGAUGCAACUGUAGGGGAAAGCAUUGUUCUACCAUGCGAAGUGUCCAAAGAUUCAACACUGGAUGUCACAUUCAAAUGGUUUUUUAAUGGGAAGCUAAUAGAUUUUAACCGACAAGGGGACCACUAUGAAAAAAUUGGAGGAAGUUCUGCUGGUGAUCUGAUGAUCAGAAAUAUUCAACUGAAUAAUGGUGGGAAAUAUGUCUGUAUGGUGCAUACAGUUGUGGAUACCGUGUCAGCAGCUGCAGACCUAAUUGUUAGAGGUCCACCGGGUCCUCCAGAACACCUGCAAGUGCUGGAGAUUGCAGAUAAAGCAGCCCAGUUAUCCUGGAGGCCUGGCUCUGACAAUGGAAGCCCCAUUACCACUUACACCAUACAGGCAAGGACACCGUUUUCAAUAGGAUGGCAAGCUGUUAAAACAGUUCCUGAAGUCAUACCUGGAAAUAUGUUGAGAACAACAGUAGUAGAUUUAAACCCUUGGGUGGAUUAUGAAUGCAGAGUGGUGGCGAGCAACAGUGUUGGGAUUGGGGAGCCAAGUGCACCAUCCAAACAAUUCAAAACCAAAACAGCAGUCCCUGAGGUGGCACCAGCUAAUGUGAGUGGGGGUGGAGGCUGUCGGUCUGAACUUGUCAUCACCUGGGAGCCUAUUCCUGAAGAAUUCCAGAAUGGUGAAGGGUUUGGGUAUGUCGUUGCUUUUCGACCAGCUGGUACAACUACAUGGAUGCAGACAGUGGUGGCAUCAGCUGAGGCUGCAAGAUAUGUUUUUAAAAAUGAAAGCAUUCCACCACUUUCUCUGUUUGAAGUCAGAGUUGGUGUCUACAAUAUUAUUGGAGAAGGGCCAUUCAGUCAGGUUACCACUGUCUAUUCAGCAGAAGAGGAGCCAAGUAUGGCACCAACCAGAGUACUGGCAAGAAGUUUGUCUGCUUCUGAAAUUGAAGUAUACUGGGAUCCUGUGCCAUGGGAAAUGAGCAGUGAAAGGAUUCUAGGUUAUGAGGUUGUAUACUGGGAAAAAGAUGAACUACAACAGCAGAAAGUCAGAUCAACAGAAGCAACAGCAAAUAUUACAGGCCUAAAGGGAAGCACACUGUAUUUUAUAGAAGUCAAGGCUUAUAACAGUGCUGGGACAGGGCCUCCAAGUGCUCCAGUAAACGUCACCACAAAAAAGCCACCACCCAGUCAACCUCCUGGAAAGAUUCAGUGUAACUUGACUAAUUCAAAGAUCUUUUUGAACUGGGAACAUGUAAAAGCAAUGGAAAAUGAGUCAGAGGUUAUUGGAUACAAGGUCAUAUAUCGGCCAAACUGGCACAGUAGAACAAAUGUUGUGGAAACAAAUAAAACAUCAGUGGAGCUCCAGCUUCCACCUGGGGAAGACUACUUCAUAGAGAUAAAAACGUUCAGUGAUGGAGGGGAUGGCAGUAGCAGCGGACCUAUUAGGAUUCCAAAGAUGUCAAGCUUGAAUUCAAAGGCACAGAGUGCUUUCAUAUCUAAUAUCGGCACAAUGACAGCUUUUAGCACAGUUGUGUUUUCAUUAAGUUCAAGAUUAGUGUUAUUGUGAUUCAAUUCAAUGGAGUGCCUUUUAUGGCACAAAUGGUUUCAAACUGGAGUGAAAGGAAUUCAGAAAAAGUGAUUAUCAAAAUGCAUAGAACAUAAGGAACAUGGACUUGAUUUACCAUAACAUUUUUGAAAUGCCUUAAAAGAAGAUCCAAUGCACUAAAUCAUUAGAUAAACAAACAUUUAACUUGGAAAGUAAGAAUUAUCAUAUUAUGCUAAAUAAACAGUGUAUGGCCGUUGCACGUGUAGACAAGACAUUUGCAGGUUAAUUGGAUCAUGAUUUUAGUGUCAAUAAGGCUGAAAUACUUCUUUACUUUGGUACAGAUGAGGGCAGUUAAGUAAAAAGUAGUUGUCCCAGUCAUUGUCCCAGUCAUUGUCCCAGUAGAUUGAGGAAAUCCAAGUCUUGCCAAUAAUGAGUUUGCUUUAGAGUAAUCAUGGUUUUUUGGAAGAGUUUUUCUAUUGUGUACUGCAAAAUGCAUCUGUGUAUUACAUCUGAUUCUGGAUAUAAAUGCUAUGUUAUUUUACAUUAGGUACCCAGGAUUUUUACAGAGGGUAUUUAAACCUCUGUUGAUAUUUUUUUUUCACUGUACAGGUAACACUUGAAAUUGAUAGCUCAUACUUUUAUAUGAAAACAGCAUAAUGGAAAUGUUAAAUCUCAAGCAAAGUUGUAAUCCAGAAGAAUAUUAAACUCAUGCAACACUGCUUACAUUUGUAAUAAUUAACUGCAGAAAGUAAUUACCAAGCAAGUCAGUGUAAUAACCGUGACUUCAAAUUAAUGGAUUAUAAAUUAUAUUCAAAAGAUCAAAUAGAAGUGGUAAUUUAGGGAACAUCAGCUGUUUUACAGCAUAACCAUCCCGAUAAACAAAUAGUAUAUAAUAUUCUGUGUUACUGGAGUGACCUAGUGCUUCCCUGUGCUGAUAAUAUACACCAACUCUAGAUAUGUGAUACAAGGUUUGAUGUCAUUAUUGAAUAACUAUUGCAUUCUCUUACUCAUAUUUGCAGUUGAUUGUUAAAUAGAAGGUGGUUUUGCAAAUCUUUGAGUUUUUUUCUUUUAUUUCUCUCUUUUCAAAAAUUCUGUUACCCCUUAUUUUUUAUUUAUUUUUUCCAAAUCUUUCAGACAUAGAAAUAUUCUGGUCUUUGUUCUUGUUUGAAGUUGUGUCAUAUUGCUGUUUAAUGACGUAUUGUACUUUAGGUUUGCUAGGAUGCUUUAAUACUGUUGUAUUAAUUCAAUAUCUUCAA
Molecule: messenger RNA, 4517 nt
Organism: Polyodon spathula (Mississippi paddlefish)
Lineage: Eukaryota; Metazoa; Chordata; Actinopteri; Acipenseriformes; Polyodontidae
Product: contactin-4-like
Exons: 23
Coding region: 208-3282 (1024 amino acids)
Biological process (GO): brain development; cell-cell adhesion
Molecular function (GO): cell-cell adhesion mediator activity
Source: RefSeq, a predicted model, not a curated record